Messenger RNA from Eucalyptus grandis, 2123 nucleotides. RefSeq names its product calmodulin-binding protein 60 D-like. NCBI's taxonomy places the organism in Eukaryota, Viridiplantae, Streptophyta, Magnoliopsida, Myrtales, Myrtaceae. The record is from RefSeq and is a predicted model, not a curated record. Gene Ontology annotation, biological process: regulation of salicylic acid biosynthetic process. Gene Ontology annotation, cellular component: nucleus. Gene Ontology annotation, molecular function: DNA-binding transcription factor activity; sequence-specific DNA binding; calmodulin binding. The coding region runs from base 273 to 2123 and encodes 616 amino acids. The transcript is spliced from 10 exons.
AAAUGUUCUUCCCUCUUCUCGGAAAAUGACGAGCCUACUCUUUUUUUUUUUGGGUCGGAUACGAGCCUACUCCUUCAGACAGUACAGAAGAGAACGCACUCCCGUGAUUGCGAACUCAUUACUUUGAGUUUGAGCUUGAGUUCGUGCAUCGACUGUUCAUCUCCUCCUCCAUUUCUGGGCUACUUUUGUACCCUUUCGUUCAGCAACCCAAAUCCUUCCAAAUUCAGACACUUUCGCAGUUCUUGAAAAGCUCCACAAAAGGAAAGGAAAUCAUGUCGGCGCAGAAGAGAGGUUUGCCUUCCACUUCUUCAGGUCAAGCAAGUCUGCUCAAGAGGCUGCGCGCCGCUCGAACGAAUCAAACAUGGCGUCGGUCUGGGAGGAAUCUUGUGCCGAGGAGCUGGUUGAUGGAGGAGGAUGUCCGGAGAGUGGUUAGAGAAGAGCUGGAGCGUGCUAAAAUUUCUCACUCAGCCGAGUAUUGUCAAAGUUGCCCCAGGACUGGUCUCGAAGGUAUAGUGCACUCGUUGCAAAAUGCUGUUCAGAAACUGGAGGAAGCAGCGGAGCCUGCAAACAGUCACUCUCCCCACCGCAGAAGGGCUAAUGCUAAAACAACAGCAAAGACUGAUGCCAGAAACUUAAAGCUUCAACUUCAGAAUAAACUGUCACUUCCGCUAUUUACUGGAAAGAAAAUAGAAGGAAAGGAGGGUGCUCCCAUUCGCGUUGCCUUGAUUGAUGCAGAUACAGGAGAUGUCAUUACAUCAGGCGUGGAAUCCUCCAUUAAGUUGGACGUAGUCGUGCUUGAAGGUGACUUCAACAAGGACGAUCAGGACAACUGGGCUCAAGAAGAGUUUGAGAAGUACGUGGCUAAAGAACGUGCGGGAAAGGGGUCUCUUUUGACAGGAGAUCUCCUUGUGACGCUCAAGAAAGGUGUUGGGGAGCUGGGUGAUAUGAUAUUUACUGACAAUUCCAGCUGGAAUAGGAGUAAAAGAUUCAGGAUAGGGCUUAAGGUGGCAUCGGGUUAUUGUUGGAACACACGAAUCCGAGAAGCAGUAACAGAUGCCUUCCGUGUCAAAGAACAUAGAGGAGAAUCAUCCCAGAAAAAUUAUCCACCUAAAUCUGAUGAUGAGGUCUGGAGGUUGGAGAAGAUUGCCAAAGAUGGGAAAUGUCACGAAAAACUGGUGAAAGUCGGAAUACAUAAAGUGGAGGACUUUCUUCUUCAACUGUUUACGGACUCCGACAAGUUGAGAGAGAUUCUUGGGAAGAGCAUAAUCCCGAAGAGCUGGGAUAGCCUAGUUCGUCAUGCAAAGACUUGCCAAAUAAGUCGGAUACUUUAUUUGUACUAUCUUGAUAGCAUGAGGAAGCGUGGUGCUCUAUUUGAUGCUGAUGGUAAACUGAUCGGCCUAAUCAAAGACAGGGUAUAUGUCGCUACUCAUCAACUUUCUGCCCAAGAGAAGGAACAUGGAGAUACAAUCGUGAAAAAGGCCUUUGAUAACUCGAAUGAUGUUAUGAAGCUCAAUGGUGAUACCUUUUCUCCUUCAAUACAAAUGAAAAGCUCGAGCUGCAUUUUUGAAGGACAAAUUGAAAAUCUCACCCUUGUUCAACGAAAUUUGGCUUCACAAAUUUGCGUCGCUCCAGGUGGUCCGGAAGCUCCUCUGGCAAAUGUGAGCUUCACUACUAAAGACCAAAAUGCCAUGAUGUUUUUAGCCGAUCAGCCCAUACCUGCAGACAACUUGAAUGUUCUGUUUCCUCCAGGAAAUAAUUCUACUGUUGGAUUGCCAAAACAGUCCCAUGAUAUCAACUUACAAUAUUUGAUCAGUAGCCCAGGAGGCUAUAUAGUAAAUGAGCAUGUUCUGCCCUCUGGAGCAACCUAUGCCUCAUUAUCAAGCUUCAAAUCUAGCAGUAGACUUUCUCCGCUUGAAGGCAUUCACGGAAUGGCAGAUCGAUCACCCGAUUAUGGUACUGCCAACUGGUUGGCCGGUAUUCAGAACCCACCAGAUGAUGACAUCUUCUUUCAGACCUCGCCAUAUUCUGCUAAUAGAAAUGCUUGGGCACGCUGGAUGAAGAUAUUUGUAGUGCUCAAGUGGUUUUGCCACAUUAGGAAAAGACGUGUCAGAGUUUGCAGUUAG